AUGCCACCACCAAAAACCAGGAACGAGGUCCAGUCCCUCACUGGGAAGAUUGACGCUCUCGCCCGAUUCAUAUCGCGCUUAACUGACGAGUGCGCCCCAUUCUUCAAGCUCCUCAAAACUCACCGCACAGAAACCAUCAAUUGGGGACCCGAGCACGACAAGGCUUUCCAGGGUCUCCGAGACUAUCUUGCGUCAGUACCCACUCUUUCAAAACCUAUCCCAGGAAGAGUCUUGUACAUCUACCUCACCGUAGCAGUCACCGCCAUCAGCGCCGCUCUGGUUAGGCGAGAUGACAGCAAUGAGUUGCCAGUCUAUUACACCGGCAAAGGGUUCAACGAUACCGAGUCAAGUCAUUUUCACCAGUUUGCACCAUCGGUACCGCUCUUAAUCAUCGUCGCCCCUUGGGCAUAUUGCCAAUGGGGCCUGGACUUCAUCGACAAAUUCCUAACAGCACCGGGACAGCUCAAAUUCGCAAUUGUCGCAGUAGACUACAACACCAAAUGGUUCGAGGCCGAGGCUUUAGCCACGAUUACAGUUGCCAAGGUUAUUAACUUUCUGUGGAAGAACAUAUACUGCCUAUUCAGAAUCCCCGAGACAAUCAUCAUCGAUAACGGUGCCCAGAUCGACAACGAUACCCUCAGGGACUUCGUUGGCCUGUACGGCACGCAGAUUCAAUAUGCCUCCCCCGCACACCCACAGACAAAUGGCCAAGUGAAAGCUGUCAAUAAGAUAAUCAAGCAAAACUUGAAGAAGAGGCUCGACAAUGCCAAAGGCUUAUGGGCCGAAAAACUCCCCGAGGUGUUAUGGGCAAUAAGAACAACCAUAACAAAGGCCAAUGGAGAGUCCCCUUUCUGCUUAUCAUUUAGCGACGAGGCCGUGAUUCCUGUCGAGCAGGAGGUGCAUAGUGAGCGGGUCGCAUGCUUCGACCCGCUCACCAACUAG
This is a messenger RNA of Rosa chinensis, 942 nucleotides long. RefSeq lists its product as uncharacterized. Lineage: Eukaryota; Viridiplantae; Streptophyta; Magnoliopsida; Rosales; Rosaceae. Gene Ontology annotation, molecular function: nucleic acid binding. The record is from RefSeq and is a predicted model, not a curated record. Gene Ontology annotation, biological process: DNA integration. The coding region runs from base 1 to 942 and encodes 313 amino acids. The transcript is spliced from 2 exons.